Pantherophis guttatus is the source of this 2814-nucleotide messenger RNA. It is a transcript of the gene NKX6-1, whose product is annotated as NK6 homeobox 1. Gene Ontology annotation, molecular function: RNA polymerase II cis-regulatory region sequence-specific DNA binding; DNA-binding transcription factor activity, RNA polymerase II-specific. NCBI's taxonomy places the organism in Eukaryota, Metazoa, Chordata, Lepidosauria, Squamata, Colubridae. Gene Ontology annotation, biological process: cell differentiation; regulation of transcription by RNA polymerase II. The record is from RefSeq and is a predicted model, not a curated record. Gene Ontology annotation, cellular component: nucleus.
UUGGAGAGGGGGGGGAAAACCUCCCUUGGCGCCUAGACGCCGUCCCAAGAAGGCUCGGCGGCUUCUCCGAAGAGGGACCCCUCCACUCCACUCCACCCCCCCAGGUCCAGUUCCAAGCCCGCCCUGCCUGGGCUUCCCGUCCUGGGGAUGCUGGCGGUGGGGCCGAUGGAUGGCACCCCCCGGCAGAGCGCCUUCCUGCUCAGCAGCCCGCCGCUGGCCGCCCUGCACAGCAUGGCCGAGAUGAAGACGCCGCUCUACUCGGCAGCAGCAGCCGCCGCCGCCGCCUACCAGCUGCCUCCCCCGGCCGCCUCUGCAGCCAGCGGACCUUCCUCCCUCUCCUCGGCUCCUUCGUCGUCGUCUUCCUCCUCCUCCUCCUCCUCUUCCUCGGCGUCCGCCUCGCCUUCCCCUCCGCUGGGCUCCCCGACCGGCCUCAAGCCCCACGGCGCGGGGGCUCUGUCGGCGCUGGGGUCGCCCCCGCAGCAGCACUCGGCCGCCACCCCGCACGGCAUCAACGAUAUCUUGAGCCGGCCGUCCAUGCCGCUUCUGGCCGCCGCCUCCGCCUCUUCCUCCGCCUCCUCUUCUUCUUCCUCCUCCGCCUCGCCGGCCGCCGGGCUCCUGGCUGGCCUGCCCCGGUUCAGCAGCCUCAGCCCGCCGCCCCCGCCGCCCCCGGGCCUCUACUUCAGCCCCAGCGCCGCUGCAGCCGCCGUGGCCGCCGUGGGGAGGUACCCCAAGCCUUUGGCCGAGUUGCCCGGCAGGACGCCCAUCUUCUGGCCGGGGGUCAUGCAGAGCCCCCCUUGGAGGGACGCCCGCCUCGCCUGCUCGCCCCAUCAAGGCUCCAUUUUACUGGAUAAAGACGGCAAAAGGAAACACACGAGGCCGACGUUUUCCGGCCAACAGAUCUUUGCUUUGGAAAAGACUUUUGAGCAAACCAAAUACUUAGCUGGGCCGGAGAGAGCGAGGCUCGCCUAUUCGCUGGGAAUGACGGAGAGUCAAGUCAAGGUCUGGUUCCAGAACCGGCGGACCAAGUGGCGGAAGAAACACGCUGCCGAGAUGGCGACCGCCAAAAAGAAGCAGGACUCGGAGACGGAGCGGCUGAAAGGCGCCUCGGAGAACGAGGAGGAGGACGACGACUACAACCGGCCCCUGGACCCCAAUUCGGACGACGAGAAAAUCACGCAGCUGCUCAAGAAGCACAAGGCGGGCGGGCCUAGCGCCGGCCUGCUGCUCCACGCCUCAGAGAACGAGGCCUCCUCCUAAGCGGCGCGGGGGGGAAAAAAACGCCGCGCGGCCGCCAAAAGGACGAGCUCCACAGAACCAGUUGCUUUUUCCGACCAGAGAAAGAGGAGGAGGAGACCGGGCGCCGGGCGGCCCCCUCAGAGCUGCCCCUGCCCGGAUGGGUAUCUUGAGGAAAAUUGAGGCGGGGGAGCCUCGACGGACAGGCCCGGGGCCUAACGCCGCCCGGCUUUUCCCGCCAAAAAGGGACCCGCUACUAUCCCGAGUGCGGCCGAGGCGCCUCUUUAUUUGUAAAUAAAAGCCACCGGACUUUAUUCUACACAGCGAAUAUUUAAACCUAAUAAUCUUUUAACUCCCGGCUAAUUCGCAAGUCAGAGCGUCGGCGCUCGGGAGACUCGCGCCUUGUUGAGUCGCCACCUCAGCCUCCGCUCCUCAAACUCUUUUUUUUUUUCUUCUUCUUCCUUCGGGGAGUUUUGUGACUUUAAAAAGCGGCGGUUUUUUUUCUUUCUCGUAGUAGCCCCAUGAGUUUUCGUCGCUAGCUUAACUCCCAACUUUCCACAUUUGGGACGCGAAUGAUCUGCACUGCGAAGGGGCGUGUGGGUUUUAAGGGAAAUCGGGGAGGUUUAAAUGUCAUUGGUUUCCUUCAGCAAAACCUCUGUCUUUUUUUUUUUAUUAUUAUUAUUAUUAUUAUUUUUCCAUCGGGAGAAUGGGCAAGCUUUUAGAGCAACGCAGGAACUUUCGUGAAGAAGCGGUCUGUGUGUAACCUGGACAUUAAAAGGCCUCGGUUGCCAUUUCAAAUUGGAAUACCUGAGCCCUGGUCUUUCCCUCAAAUUGACUGUAUUAUAGGGCAGUCAAGCUCCUUCGGAACAGCUGUUUAAAAAUGUAACCUAGAUAUUGUAGUUUAAAGCUCCUUUUAAUUUUCUCUCUAAAUGAGUCCCGCCAAAUGAAUAACACCUUACUUACAUACAUACAUACAUACAUACAUACAUACAUACAUACAUACAUACACACACACACACACACACACACACACACACUGUGGGGGGAAGAAUGCUUGAUUCUAACUCUUGUAUUUUGCUUUAGAAAGCAAGAAGUAAAGCGAGAAAAGAGGAAACCGAGCAUUCGGGAUAAAAAUCUUCCCUUUUGCAAAUAAUAAUAAUAAUAACAAUAAUUGCAAGUAAACUUUUACGGUUGGUUUUGAAAUCCCGAAUUCGCGCGCCUGGUUGGAUAGAAUUUGAAAUGUGGAAUGUCGGGGUUUAUUUUUUUAUUUUUUAAAUGAAACGUGUACAUUGCUUUCUUAUAUUAUUAUUUUUUUUCUAAAGCUAAUAAUGUCGUAUUAGCCUUUUAGCCUUUGAUUAAUUUAUACGAAGACAUUUCAAGUUUCGUGAACAAAAACAGCCCUGCCAAGACCAGUUUUAACUCAAUGCACUUUGUUUUUGUUUUAAAAAGGAGGAAUCAAUUUAAGUCAGUUAUAUUCACUUCUGUUGCCUGGAUGAAAAACUGAAGGGUGCAGAAAAUGUCUCAUCCGAGAUGAAAUAAAAUUGGUCAUAAAUAAAUCAAUAAAAACUCAUUACAAUCGAU